Messenger RNA from Blastomyces gilchristii SLH14081, 1525 nucleotides. RefSeq names its product NADH-ubiquinone oxidoreductase 178 kDa subunit. The record is from RefSeq and is a predicted model, not a curated record. Bases 432 to 956 code for a protein of 174 amino acids. Lineage: Eukaryota; Fungi; Ascomycota; Eurotiomycetes; Onygenales; Ajellomycetaceae. The transcript is spliced from 3 exons. Gene Ontology annotation, cellular component: mitochondrion.
CGACAGGCUUGACGACGGGCUGCGAUGCGAACGUGGCUGGUGAAUUCAGAUCAGCUACCUGGAUCGGCGCCGGGCAGUGGUUACUGUAGAAACAGCAUCUCACAUCACCAUUUUUCAGGGCUUGUCAUCAGGUUGUAUAUGGAUACUGUGGAGCCAUGCUAACAUAGCGAAGCGAAAGGAACCAUGUUGUUUCUCAUUCGAGAGUGAAGCAAAAUUGGAGCGAAUUUGUCGCUGGUUGGAUUUGUUGUCUCGCAUCACUUUCCGUUUAACCCUAGUCCUAAUCUGGCUGCCUUGUCACAUGAUCGUCUCUCACCUACCUGACUUCUGCUUCACCAACGACAAGCCCGCAAUAAGCUGGAGCCCAUAGACAUCAACAUCUUUUCCUCGACGCAUUGCGGUUUACGAGGCCCAAUUGUCGAAUCCCAGCCACAAUGUUUCCCGCUCGCAGAGCAGCUGUUCCUGCUCGUGCCCUCCUCCGCCGCCAGCAGCCUCGCCGCCUAGCCUCCGCAUCCCACCAUGCCGAGCCCGUGAACGAGAACUUUGGUCGCGGUUUUUACAUAUUCCUCGUAUCCGUUCCUAUAGGCUUAACCCUGUACAACUACUCCACAUCCGAUCCCAACAGCAAGCCAUGGAUGACCCGCCUGAUUGAAAACUACUUCCCCAAGGAGAGCAUGUGGGAGCAGCGGAACGCCCUUCAUACAGCCGCGAUCGAGCGAGCUGCCGCUGAUCGACAUCUAUUCCACAGCCAGAGCGCCUCCCUAAACCUGGAGCUGAGCUUUCCUGAAGCUUUCAACACCGGGGGGUGCAUGAAUGUACCUGCAGGUAACGCCCACGCGGAUCUCACAGCAAUUGUCGCCCAUUAUCAGGCGAAAAAUAAGAAGAUUGAAGAGGAACGUGUUGCUCGAAUGAAGGAUGGGAAAGUGGCCUCUAUCUAUGAAGAUGGUCGAUACUUCUAAUCCAAUAAAGUUGACAAUAAAGUUGAUUUACCUAAAAAGAAAAACAAAGAAGUAAAAGAAGUAAAGACGGGGCUGGAGUUCUCGAUUUUUUAUUCUUUUCUGACCCGCUCCCUGCAUUUGUUUCCUCAGCUAUUUUCCUCCCACUAGGUUUUAUUUGUUAUUCCGUUACCUCCCAUUUUUUUGUAUAUAUGUAUAUAUAUCAUGCAACCAUUAGCAUAAUCCCGAGAUGUGCAGGUGCUCGAUGCGUGACGUGAAAUGGGUGACCCUCGUUCAGCAUCUCGACCCCUGUCCAGAGCAUACCAUCCAACGAAACCAACAUUCGUGUCCUUCCUAAAGCGUUACUCCGUUGAUGGGGUUGAUCAAAGGACCUAAGAAUGCUCUUUCGUACCCUCCUCCUAUUAUACGAAAAUAAUGGUGCUGCAUGCACACCUCUCGAGCCGUUGUACGGCAACACCAGCCUAUCCAUACCCUUGUUAUUUUCCUUUCUAUUCUAUACGCUUUGUGCUAUGUGCUCCGGGGGAAAAAAUAGAAAAAAAGAAAAAUAUAAUAGAAAGAAUCUUUAAAGGGAA